AGAGAGGGUGGAGGAGGGCUUGCCUCAUGAGGGCAUAACGUCAGUGUGCGUGUGGGCUUCGUAUUUAUUUUUGCUUCAGAGUUGCUUUGUUUUAUAUCCGGAUAAAGCAAACACGUCUUGAUUUGAAAUGUAGCUUUAAGCGGACCUUUUCCUUCUAAAAUAAAUGGACACUGCAGUGAAAUCGGAGACUGGUGCUCCGCUUUCUCAUUCACAAGUGAGAUGAAUCGCUGAAACUGGCGUUAAAACUUCUGGACGGUCAGUGUUUUCAGCGAUGCCUCCGCAGGGAGGUGGAGAAUAUAAGCCUGUUCCAGGUACGGUUGUGCCGCCGGUACCCCCGAGGAGAUUCAGGAGCAGAGAUUUGUCAUCCGCGGUAAAGAUCCGCUUCGGGUCGGCAGCGGAGCGCAGGGUGAAUUGCGUGCUGGUUGGUGAUGGUGCAGUGGGUAAAACUAGUCUCAUUGUGAGCUAUACCACCAAUGGAUAUCCCACCGAGUAUGUUCCAACAGCGUUUGACAACUUUGCAGCGGUUGUAGCUGUGGACGGCAAGCCUGUGAAACUUCAGCUUUGUGACACAGCCGGUCAGGAUGAGUUUGACAAGCUCCGGCCGCUGUGUUACACCAAUGCUGACGUCUUCCUUCUCUGCUUCAGUGUGGUAAGUCCCUCCUCUUUCCAGAAUGUGAGGGAGAAGUGGGUGCCUGAGAUCCGCCAGCACUGUCUGAGAGCACCGAUACUGUUGGUGGGCACUCAGGCUGACCUCCGGCAAGACGUCAAAGUGCUCAUCCAGCUGGCCCAGUACAAGGAGCGGCCGGUGGACCCCCAGGAGGCCUGCGUGUGUGCUGAGGAAGUGCAGGCCAUCUCGUACAUGGAGUGUUCAGCACUCACCCAGAAGAACCUGAAGGAGGUGUUUGACACAGCUAUAGUGGCCAGCAUCCAGUACUCGGAUAGCCAGCAGCAGAAAAGACUGAAGAAGCGGACGCCCGAUAAAAUGAGGAAGCUCUCUGAGUCCUGGUGGAAGAAAUACUGCUGUUUGGCAUAGAUGUGAGAAUAUGAUUGCGUACUGUUGAUAUGAAUGCGGUUAGACUGGAACUGGCUUUUAUGGAUAGAAAUGGACACAGAUCCAUCUGCUUUAUGAGACCGUGUUAGUGGAUUAACUGGAGCACAUGUGGCCGUGAAAUUAAUCAGACAUUUUAGAAGAGAUCGGCCAGCUUUUGUGAUCUAAUGGAAAGAUUCAUAGAGACUCAAAGUUGUCCACUACAUUUUAGGAUCUGCUCUUUAUUUGGAAAGUCCCAAGUUAACCUCAAAUACUCAUGUGAACAAUUCAGGGCGAGAGUCAUCUGUCUUUCUUUACCUUAUCUUUUGUUGAAGAGGGUUUCAAGUGGAUGGUCGGUCUUAGCAAAACCAUAGCAUUUUAUUAGUGCUUACAUGAACAGAAUUGCUUGCCUUUGUUAUUCCUUCAUAUUGGGGGAGGAGGGAUCCAGAGCAAUUCAGUCUGAGAUACUCAAGUGCUCUUUCAUUUUAUCUGUCAAAUCAUUAAGUGUGAUGUCGAGUACAAGCAGAUGUUUGGACACACUAUCAGCUUGACAUCACUGACAUUUCCCUUGUUGUCCUCUGAGGCGGAAUGAUUGUCCAUUUCAGAAACAGCAGGACGCUGGCACAUCUCUCCAGGCUGUCUUGUUUACAUUUGGAGUUAAGUCCAGACCCAAACAUGCUGUGAGGUCAGGGUCUUUGAGUGCAAGUACACUUUGUAGGCCAGUUGGAUUGUAUAUCUGGUCAUUGAACCUGGAGCUUCAUCAAAAAGUGUUUUAAGUGAAGCAUUUCAUUGCUGUCAGUAGGAAUCUGAUUGAGUCGGAUGUUAUUGGGUAUUUAUAGGAAUAUACAGUAAUGUUCGUAAGUUUGGGGUUGGUAAGAUUUUUUUUUUUUUUGAUA
Messenger RNA from Sinocyclocheilus grahami, 1923 nucleotides. Its product is annotated as rho-related GTP-binding protein RhoU-like. Gene Ontology annotation, molecular function: GTPase activity; GTP binding. The record is from RefSeq and is a predicted model, not a curated record. Gene Ontology annotation, biological process: small GTPase-mediated signal transduction. The transcript is spliced from 3 exons. Lineage: Eukaryota; Metazoa; Chordata; Actinopteri; Cypriniformes; Cyprinidae. Bases 272 to 1033 code for a protein of 253 amino acids.